Diversispora eburnea is the source of this 231-nucleotide messenger RNA. Lineage: Eukaryota; Fungi; Glomeromycota; Glomeromycetes; Diversisporales; Diversisporaceae. The record is from the annotation of a GenBank genome assembly.
AUGGUAGAAGUUCAAGGUAUAGAAAGUGGUAUUGAUAAAGAAAAUCGUAAUGUAGAUGACGAGAGAACUUAUCCCAUAACACCAAAAUUAACUCAAAAAACAAACUGUGAUAAUAUACCUCAAUAUUGGAUACCUGAUAACUAUAUAAUUAAAACAGAAGGACAUGCUGAAUGGAAUGUUCAUAGUACAAAAUCAGUUACAGUAGUCAUUAAUACAUUUUUAAAGGUAUAG